ACUUUUUAACAGCUGUUUUGGAGUCCCAUUCCAAAACAUUUGAUUAGUUUGUUUUGAUUGUAGAUUUAAUUUAAAUUCAAGCUCUAGGGAUGUUGCAUACACAAGCAAUACAGACGAUUCCUACUCUGCACCAGCCGCUUCACUCCAAGGUAUCAAAUUACUUGAACAACCAGCGGAGAACUGGGCAAUUUUGUGACUUGGUCCUUGAACUGGAUUUAGAUGAUUCUUUGAGCUUGAGUGUUCACUUCUGCGUGCUGGCUGCCCAGAGCCAGUUAAUAAACACCAACCAGAAGCAGCAGCAGUUCUCUAUUCACAAUCCGCUAAAAAUCACAAUAAGUAAUUUUAGCUGCACCCAGUGUCUGCAGACCAUUGUGGACUUCUUUUACGAGGAUUUUGUAUCCGUGUCCAAGGAGCAUGAACCACAUUUUCGAGAGCUGGCUCAAAUUCUGGCCGUUACGGAACUACUUAAUCUCUACCAGUUGCAUACUUUGGGAGAGCUAAAGGAAACAGCAGAUGUUAUAGCAUCUGGGGAGAUUGAACUAAAUCAAGAGCCAGAUAAGAAAGCCGAUGAUGUUUUUGAGAAUCGACAGAGUUACUUUAAGCUUAAGAACCCGAGGGCCAUUAAGUCCAGCAGCAAGGUGAACUACUGCAUUGGGUGCGACUUCAAGUGCUACCAGGUGCAGAAAAUGAUUGAGCACAUGGGCAGCUGUGAGCCUUCUCAUUUAACAUGUUCCCUCUGCGAAGUGGGCUUCCUCGAUUGGCGGGAGUACGACACUCACAUACGUAGGCACUCGGGAGACCUGCGGAAACCCUUCUUUUGCCUGCAGUGUGGAAUUCGCUUUACCACGCGAGCUGCCCUUCUCGUCCAUCAGCCCAAGCAUUCCACAGAAACACCUCAUAUCUGUCCCCAUUGCGGCAAGGGUUUCAAGUGGAAACAGGGUCUUAGUAACCACAUCCUGGUCCAUAAUCCCGAAAAACAGAUGCUCUGCGACGUUUGUGGCUAUAGCACCACCCAUAUGAAGGCCUUGAAGUCCCACAAACUACUACACACUGGAGAAUUCUUCGCAUGCACUGUUUCGGGUUGCAAGCAUCGAGCCAAUCGCAAGGAGAAUCUCAAGCUGCACAUCGAAACCCACAAACAGGGGAGAGAUUUUAUCUGUGAGAUCUGCGGCUGCAAGUUCAGCCAGAGCAAAAACCUUAAGCGUCACGCCUUGAAGCACACGGAGAAUGGUCCGAACCGGUACAAGUGCCAGCUGUGUGGCUUUAGUAGUCAUCGCUCUGACAAAAUGAAAGAACACGUUCAGCGUGUUCACACGGAGAAGGCGGUGCAAUUGGAGCUCUCGGAGACGGUGGACAGUUCCUUUCCAGAUGACUUUGAUCUACCUGUAAUCGAUUCGCCCAAGAAGAAACCUAAGGUAGUUAAGAGCAAGGUGAAAAAAGAUUUAAAUCCUGAUAAGCGACUGAAAAACUUAUUGCCGAAGGAGACUGUGAAGUAGGAAUAAAACAAAAGUAUCCUAUAAUUAUAUAGUACCUACUAAAAUCUA
This is a messenger RNA of Drosophila eugracilis, 1544 nucleotides long. It is a transcript of the gene Plzf, whose product is annotated as gastrula zinc finger protein XlCGF26.1. Bases 90 to 1496 code for a protein of 468 amino acids. Gene Ontology annotation, biological process: regulation of transcription by RNA polymerase II. Lineage: Eukaryota; Metazoa; Arthropoda; Insecta; Diptera; Drosophilidae. Gene Ontology annotation, molecular function: DNA-binding transcription factor activity; RNA polymerase II cis-regulatory region sequence-specific DNA binding; protein binding. The transcript has 2 exons. The record is from RefSeq and is a predicted model, not a curated record.